Molecule: messenger RNA, 7128 nt
Organism: Anolis sagrei ordinatus
Lineage: Eukaryota; Metazoa; Chordata; Lepidosauria; Squamata; Anolidae
Source: RefSeq, a predicted model, not a curated record
CUCUCUCUCUCUCCAGCUGCCCCUUUGGAAGUCGCAUCACGUUGGGAGGCCUCCAGGAGGAACGCCUCAGUCCUGUCGGCUGGUGGCGUCCUCUCUCUUCCUCCCUUUCCCUUUCCCUCCUUUCAUUCUCUCUCUCUCUCUUUCUCUCUGCUUUAGAAAAGGGGGCUCAGCCUCCUCUGUGCCUUUUCCCCUCCCCUUUUUUUUGUACCUUAUCAGCAAUUCAGAUCGCAUGCAAAAAUGGGCAAAUCCCCUCCCUGAGAGAGAGAGAGAAAGAGAGAGAAAGAGAGAGGGAGGGGAAGAGGGCUCUCUUUCUCCUCCUCCUCCUCUUCCUCCUCCUUUCCUGCUCUGCCCUCCCUCCUUCCAGCGACAAAAGUACCUUCCUCCUUUCCGAGCUUCCUUUGGGCUGGGAGAGCUCGCCUGCUUGCCUUGCCUUGCCUUGCCUUGCCUGCUUCCCUGCUUUCCUGCUUUGUGCCGGCCAUGGCGAGGGGCUGUUGGUGGGCUCCCCUUGGACUGCUGCUCCUGCUCUCCUCCUCCUCCCAAGGGGGCUGCCCCGGCGAGAGGGAGCUGGAGAGGAGAGAGGAAGAGGCCAAUGUGGUCCUCACCGGCACCGUGGAGGAGAUCCUCAACGUCGACCCUGUCCACCAGACCUACUCCUGCAAGGUGAGAGUCUGGAGGUACCUGAAAGGCAAGGAGGUCGUGACGCAUGAGAUCCUCUUGGACGGUGGUAACAAAGUGGUGAUUGGGGGUUUCGGGGACCCCACGAUCUGCGACAACCAGGUGUCGACGGGAGACACGCGGAUUUUCUUUGUGAACCCGGCCCCGCACUACAUGUGGCCUGCUCACAAGAACGAACUCAUGCUCAACUCCAGCCUUAUGCGGAUUACUCUGCGUAACCUGGAAGAGGUGGAACACUGUGUGGAAGAACAUAGGAGGCUCCUUGCCGACAAACCAGGGACCUACUUCCCUCAGCCGCUGCCAACCCCUCAGGAUGUGUGUCGCGGCGUGCUCUGCGGGUUUGGUGCCGUGUGCGAAAGGAGCCCCACAGACUCCUCCCAGGGUGUGUGUGUAUGCAAGAAGACCACCUGUCCUUCGGUGGUGGCUCCCGUCUGCGGCUCGGACUAUUCAACCUAUAGCAACGAAUGUGAGCUGGAGAAGGCUCAGUGCAACCAACAGCGCCGGAUCAAGGUCAUCAGUAAAGGAGCUUGCGGUUCAAAGGACCCUUGCGCCGACGUGACAUGCAGCUUUGGCAGCACCUGCGCCCGCUCCACGGACGGACAGUCGGCCAAAUGCAUCUGCCCAUCCUCCUGCAGCGGCAUUCCUGAGAACACGGUGUGCGGCAGCGACGGCAAGGAUUACCGCAGCGAGUGCCACCUCAACCGGCACGCCUGCGACAAGCAGGAAAACAUCUUUAAGAAGUUCGAUGGCCCUUGCGACCCCUGCAAAAGCACCCACAAUGACAUGAAUCGCGUUUGCCGGGUCAACCCUCGCACACGGCGCGCCGAGCUCCUCUCCCGACCCGAGAGCUGCCCCUUAAAGUGGGAUCCGGUGUGUGGUGACGAUGGGGUGACCUAUGACAACGACUGCGUCAUGGUGAGGUCUGGCGCCAUUCGGGGAAUCGAGAUCCAGAAGGUGCGCUCCGGACAGUGCCUAUUUCAAGACAAGUGCAAGGACGAGUGCCGCUUCAAUGGGGUGUGCCUCAACCGUCGGGGGGCUCCCCGCUGCUCCUGCGAGCGCAUCGCCUGUGACGGCUCUUACCGGCCUCUCUGCGGCAGGGACAGCCGAACCUACGCCAACGACUGCGAACGCCAGAAGGCCGAGUGCCAGCAGAGAGCCGCCAUCCCGAUCAAACACCAGGGCCCUUGUGAUCUUGGCACCCCGAGCCCCUGCCUGAGUGUCGAGUGCACAUUUGGGUCGACCUGCGUGGUGAAGAACCAGGAGGCGGUGUGCGAAUGCCAACAGGUGUGCCAAAGUCUCUACGAUCCGGUCUGCGGCAGCAACAACCUCACGUAUGGCAACCCCUGUGAGCUGGAGGCCAUGGCUUGUGCCCUCAGGAAAGAGAUCCGAGUGAAACACAAAGGCCCUUGCGACCGUUGUGGGAAAUGUCAGUUUGGUGCCAUCUGCGAGGCGGAAACGGGAAGGUGCGUGUGCCCGACCGAAUGCAUCCCGUCCUCUCAGCCGGUCUGCGGCACGGAUGGGAACACCUACCAGAAUGAGUGCGAACUCCAUGUACGGGCAUGCACCCAGCAAACUAACAUCGAGGUGGCAGCCCAAGGCGACUGCAAAACCUGUGGGGGCGUGGUGUGCUCCUUCGGGGCCCAAUGUGUGGACGGGCAAUGCGUCUGUCCACGUUGCGAGAAGCAGCCCCUGGGCCGAGUAUGCGGGAGCAACGGCGUCACCUAUGAGAAUGCAUGCGAGCUGCGAGUGGCAGCCUGUCAACAGAAGAAGGACAUUGAGAUCACUCAGACGGGGCCUUGCGAGGAGGAAUGCGGAUCGGGAGGAGGGUCUGGCUCUGGGGACUUGAACGAAUGCGACCGGGACAGCUGUCGGCAGUAUGGCGGUUCCUGGGACGAGGAUGUGGAAGACGACCGCUGCGUGUGUGACUACACGUGUGGGGCCGUGCCAAGAAACCCGGUGUGUGGCUCCAACGGUGUGACCUAUGCGAAUGAGUGUGAACUGAAGAAGACACGCUGCGAGAAACAACAAGAUAUCUACGUGACGAGUCAAGGAGCCUGUCGAGGAGUCACCAGUCUUCCGCCUCCUCUUGAAGUCCUCCACUGUAGCCAGACCGUUUAUGGAUGCUGUCCGGACAACGUGACAUUGGCCCUCGGUGUCGGCUCCGCCGGAUGCCCCAGCACCUGCCAUUGCAAUCCGUACGGUUCCUAUGGAGGAGGCUGCGACCCUGCGACGGGGCAAUGCUCCUGCAAGCCUGGUGUGGGGGGCCUGAAGUGCGACCGAUGUGAGCCUGGCUUCUGGAACUUCCGCGGCAUCGUCACCGAUGGCAAGAGUGGCUGCACCCCGUGUCACUGCGAUCCUGUAGGUUCCGUGCGGGACGACUGCGAGCAGAUGACCGGCUUGUGUUCCUGUAAGACAGGCAUCACGGGCAUGAAAUGCAACCAGUGUCCCAAUGGGAGCAAACUGGGGAUGUCGGGCUGUGAGAAAGACCCGUCUGCGCCUUCGUCCUGUGAGGAAAUGGCGUGUGAGUUCGGGGCGUCGUGUGUGGAAAUCAACGGUUCGGCACACUGCGAGUGUCCUGUUUGCACAGAGGAGAACAUGGGGAAGGUCUGUGGCUCCGAUGGAGUGACUUACGGUGACCAGUGCCAGCUGAGAACCAUCGCUUGCCGGCAAGGGCAGGUCAUCGAGGUGAAGCAUUUUGGUCAAUGCCAAGGUGAGUCUAUUGUUGCACAUCGAGUCUUCUUGUUACAUCAGUUAUUAAACCCUGUGGCUUACAUAAAAAGUGCAAGGUUCAACACCGGCUCUGGGACGGGCAUCAUCACAAGCCGAGUGCCCAUUGAGCCCGGUAGGUGGCAUCAACUGGUGGUCAACCGGAACCGAAGGAGCGGCAUGCUUUCUGUGGACGGGGAGCCUCAUGUCAAUGGCGAGAGCCCAAGUGGCACAGAUGGGCUGAAUCUGGACACCGAUCUCUUCAUUGGAGGGUCUCACUCUGAUCCUCAAAUGUUUGGUGUAGGUGACGAAGAGACCAAAGAGACAAGGGUGACGGGGACCCCUGUGAUCGAGCGGGCCACGUGCUACAACACCCCCUUGGGAUGCUGCUCCGACGGCAAGACGGCCGCUGCGGAUGCCGAAGGAAGCAACUGUCCGGCCACAAAGGUGUUCCAAGGAGUUCUCAUCUUGGAAGAAGUUGAAGGCCAGGAGCUCUUCUACACGCCGGAGAUGGCCGACCCCAAGUCGGAACUCUUUGGGGAAACGGCCCGGAGCAUCGAGAGCGCGCUGGAUGAGCUUUUCCGCAACUCAGACAUCAAGAAGGAUUUCAAGAGCAUCCGGGUGCGAGACCUGAGCCAAAGCAACCCCGUGCGCGUCAUUGUGGAGGCCCAUUUUGACCCAGCCACGACCUACGCAGCCACCGACAUCCAGAGGGCUCUUCUGAAGCAGAUCAAAGCCUCGAAGAAAAGGACCAUCUUGGUGAAAAGGCCUCAGCAAGAGAAUAUCAGAUUUAUGGAUUUUGAUUGGAUCCCCCAGCUCUUCACCACCACAACUACCACCACCACAGCCACCACCAUGGCGCCAGCCGCCACCACCACCCGCCACUACACCACUACGGCUCUGCCCCGAGCAUUGUAUCCAGGGAGACUCAAUGUUAAAACCCCGGGCCCAAUCACCACGAAGAGACCGGUCACCACUGCGCCAGCCACCACUUCCCGUAAGAAGCCAUUCCGCCUGCCCCCCACGACCAAGAAACCAGCUCGGCCUUGCGAUUCCCACCCGUGUCUCCAUGGUGGUACUUGUGAAGACGACGGACGGGACUUCACCUGCAGUUGUCCAGCUGGGAAAGGAGGAGCAGUGUGUGAAAAAUCAAUUCGGUACUUCAUCCCAAGUUUUGGUGGGAAGUCCUACCUGGCGUUCAAAAUGAUGAAGGCCUACCACACCGUGCGCAUCGCCAUGGAGUUCCGGGCCUCCGAGCUCAGCGGGCUGCUCUUGUACAACGGGCAGAAUCGGGGCAAGGAUUUCAUCUCCCUCGUUCUUGUGAACGGCUUUGUGGAACUCAGCGUGGCUGAGCGCACCUCCGUCACGUCCGGCCUGAAGGGCUGCAUCCGCCUCCUGGACGUCAACAACCAGAUGUACGACCUGCGGGAGAAAGGCAGCGACGUGCUGUACGGCAGCGGAGUGGGCGAGUGCGGCAACAACCCCUGCCACCCCAACCCUUGCCACCACGGCGGCCUCUGCCACGUCAAAGAAGCGGAGAUGUUCCAUUGCGAAUGCCUCCACGGCUAUACAGGGCCGACCUGCGCCGACGAAAGGAAUCCCUGCGAUCCCAAUCCAUGCCACAUUUCCGCCACUUGCUUAGUGUUGCCCGAGGGGGGUGCCAAGUGCGAAUGCCCCAUGGGACGAGAAGGAGAGUUCUGCGAGUCAGUCACAGAACUGGACCAGACAGUGCCUUUCCUGCCAGAAUUUAAUGGAUUCUCCUACCUGGAGCUGAAUGGACUCCAGACUUUUGUGACCGACUUGCAGGACAAGAUGACCAUGGAAGUCGUGUUCCUGGCAAAGAACCCAAGCGGCAUGAUUUUCUACAACGGGCAGAAGACGGACGGCAAAGGCGAUUUCAUCUCCCUGUCCCUGCAUGACGGCUACUUGGAAUAUAGAUACGACCUGGGCAAAGGAGCAGCCGUUAUCAAGAGUAAGGAACCCAUUCCCCUGAACACCUGGACCAGUGUUUUGCUGGAGAGGAACGCACGCAAAGGAGUGAUGAGAAUCAAUAGCGGCGAGCGGAUCAUGGGGGAGUCCCCGCUGCCUCACACCUCUCUCAACUUGAAGGAGCCCCUCUAUGUUGGAGGAGCGCCCGACUUCAGCAAACUGGCUCGUGCUGCAGCAAUGUCCACCAGCUUUGAUGGAGCCAUCCAGAAGAUUUCCAUCAAAGGCAUCCCAGUUCUCAAGGAGGAGAACAUUCGCAGCGCCAUCGAGAUCUCCACUUUCCGCUCCCACCCAUGCACCCAGAAGCCCAGCCCUUGCCAGAACGGAGGGAUGUGCAAUCCUCGCAUGGAGAGUUACGAAUGUGCCUGUCAGAGGGGCUUCUUUGGGGCUCACUGCGAGAAAGUCAUCAUUGAGAAGGCAGCGGGAGACUCCGAGGCCAUUGCCUUCAACGGCAGGACAUACAUCGAAUACCAUAAUGCUGUGACCAAGAGCCAACUGACCAAUGAGAUUCCAGCUCCUGACGCACUGGAUUAUCCUCUGGAUAUCAGUGAGAAGGCCCUGCAGUCGAACCACUUUGAGCUGAGCAUCAAGACGGAAGCCACGCAAGGCCUCAUCCUUUGGAGCGGGAAGGCUCUGGACCGAUCCGACUACAUUGCCCUGGCCAUUGUGGACGGCCGCGUACAGAUGACCUACGACCUCGGCUCCAAGCCUGUCGUCCUACGCUCCACCGUCCUGGUCAACACAAACCAGUGGGUCCAGAUUAAAGCAUACAGGGUGCAUCGAGAGGGGUCCCUCCAAGUUGGCAACGAGGCCCCCAUCACAGGCUCGUCCCCUCUGGGGGCAACACAGCUGGACACAGACGGAGCCCUUUGGCUAGGCGGGCUGGAGAAGCUCAGCGUGGCUCACAAGCUGCCCAAGGCCUACAGCACCGGCUUCAUCGGCUGCAUCCGAGACGUCGUCGUGGACCGCCAAGAACUGCAUUUGGUGGAGGACGCUCUAAACAACCCCACCAUCUUACAGUGUUCGGCCAAAUAAAGACUCCCCGCAGCCCUUCCUCCUCUCCUUCCUUCCUCUUCCUCCCCGUUCCCUUCUCUCUUCCUUCCUCCUCCUCCUCCUCCCGGCUAUUGCUGUAAUUAUUUUCUAUUUUUGUAAACUUAUUGCUUUUUAUAUUUUUGUGGGGGGAAGGGAGGGGGGGAGAGCAGGGAGACCAAGAGGAGGACGACGGAGAGAGAGAGAGAGGACCUCGGGGCGGGGGGGGAGGAGGAGCGGGUUGUUUAUUUUCGGUUGCGACGGCGUUGCGGCGUCAUCUCACCCAAGCCAGUUGGACUCUUUUUGAGCCUCCGUUCCACUCCCAAGACGUGACCAAGGAACAAAACCAACGUGCUUCUUCCUACCCGGCUGCCCAUUUUGUUUUCGGACGUCGUCAUAUUUUUUUUUGUUUUUGUUUCCUGCUGUUAAGCAUCAUUCAUACUUGAAACGUUUUCUAAUGGCCACAAAGAAGAAUCAGAUCGAUGCCGACGAGGAGAAGAUCGGAAAGUUUGCCAGAGGAAAAUAGGCUUGUUUGCCGCAUCCUUGAACCUUUUCUAUGGGAUUGGGUUGUGGGGAGAAGGCUGAAUCCACGAGAGGGACCUCCGGAGGACGCCCAAAGGCCUUGGACCAAAACCUACCAGCCUUGGACUCACCCUUUAGUCUUCUUUCCUAGGUUUGCUAUUAUCUUCUUGUACUCACCGUUAGGAUGAAAAACACUGAAUGCUGUAUGUA